Cottoperca gobio is the source of this 1726-nucleotide messenger RNA. RefSeq lists its product as uncharacterized. NCBI's taxonomy places the organism in Eukaryota, Metazoa, Chordata, Actinopteri, Perciformes, Bovichtidae. The record is from RefSeq and is a predicted model, not a curated record. Bases 458 to 1651 code for a protein of 397 amino acids. The transcript is spliced from 9 exons.
ACAAGAUGAAUGUUGGAUUACAUUAUAUUUUGUACAUGAACCAAAUUUUAAUAAAACUUUAAGAAUGUAUCCGUUCACUGACCGCAGUGUAUCUGCCUGGUAAACCUGACUCGGGGCCCAAAUAACCCCAUGUUCCCUUCGCUUUUUGAGUUGACCUACAUCGACUACCGUACUAGUAGUUUCGUAGAGGCGGUUACGAACAAACAUGCACGUUUAAUAACUCUUAUAGCGUCUUAAUGAACAAAUAAUAACUUUGUAUGAACCUUCUCAUGUCCGGAAACCCAUCCUGACACAUAUACAAACUGUAAACAGUUCAAACGAGCGGUUACAGAUAUUUAGUUAUGUUAGCAUGAAGAUGCUAACGUUAACCACUUCCUGUGUAGUUUUGUAACAGGCUAAUAAUGAAGUUAUGCAAGUUUAAAAUGCGGAUUCAUUCACAACAGGGUCGACUGGCUCCAUGACAGGUGAGAUGUCUCAGGUGCGGCAGGCGGUGAGAGAUGCCUUGUGGGGGAUGUGUGCGGCGGACGCCAUGUCCAUGCCGGUGCACUGGUACUACAACGUGGACGACAUCCGGAGGGACUUCGGAGGCUGGAUCUCAAGCUUCACUUCGCCCAGAAAUAAACACCCGUCCAGCAUCCUCGGCCUCUCCAGCACCGCCGGCAGCGGUCGCAGCGCCGCGUCGUCCAGCGCCAAGCGGCCCGACGUGGUCGGAAACGUGAUUCUGCACGACAAACUGGAGCUGUGGACGUCCAGAGGAGCCGUGCACUACCACCAAGGUCUGCGUGCGGGGGACAACACGCUGAACGUGCUCUGCUCGCUGCGUGCCGCCCGCUCGCUCGUCUCCGGACGCUUCCUGGACGUCUCGCAGCCGGACGCCCGCGCCGCCGUGCUGUCGGACUACGUGCACUUCCUGACCACGCCCGGCUCGCACCGCGACACCUACGCUGAGUCCUUUCACCGCUCCUUCUUCGCCAGCUGGCAGGACAGCAGGCCCACCUCGCCCCGGCAGGUUCUGGAGUUCGCAGAGAAGCGCAGCAGCCGCGCACUGAGCUCCUCCUUCCCCGACAGCCAGCUGGACGCCAUCGGCUGCCUUCCCAUGAUCCUCCCCUUCGUCCUGCUGUCCGCCAGCCAGGAGCAGGCUGUGUCGGCAGCGGUGGAGUUCGUGAAGCUCACCCACCCCCACCCGAAGGUGCCCGGGUACGUGUCGCUCUACAGCCGGGCGCUGCACGCCGUGCUGGGUGGAGCCAGCGUGCGGCAGCAGGCGGAGCUUGCGCUGAGGAGCCUGGACACCUGGGAGGUCAGCAGGAGCUACAGCCGUCGCGCCGCCAGGUUCCCUGCAGGUUCUCAGCAGUGUCUUCAGGUCCAUCAGAACGCUGUUCAGUAUCUGGGUGUCGCCUGCUACACUAAAGGUGCUCUGUCCAGUCUCUUUUAUCUCGCUCACGAGUUCCACGACGACCUGACGGGAGGAAUCCUGAACAACACCAACUGUGGAGGGGAGAACUGCAACCGCGGAGCGGCGCUGGGCGCUCUGCUGGGGGCGGGGGAGGCGUACGGGGGGUCUCGGGGGGGGGGCGUUCCUCAGAAGUGGAGGGAGCAGCUGAGCGAUGCCCGUGAGCUCCUCCCCCCCCUCCUGCAGGACAUGCAGCACUAAUGAGAACAUUUCAAAAUAAAAGUCUGUUUUUCUGUUUAUUCUUUACUUGAUAAUAAAAACUUUUUCCUUCAUUAA